Messenger RNA from Osmerus eperlanus (European smelt), 894 nucleotides. Its product is annotated as cytochrome c iso-1/iso-2-like. The transcript has 3 exons. The record is from RefSeq and is a predicted model, not a curated record. Bases 145 to 459 code for a protein of 104 amino acids. NCBI's taxonomy places the organism in Eukaryota, Metazoa, Chordata, Actinopteri, Osmeriformes, Osmeridae. Gene Ontology annotation, biological process: mitochondrial electron transport, ubiquinol to cytochrome c; mitochondrial electron transport, cytochrome c to oxygen. Gene Ontology annotation, cellular component: mitochondrial intermembrane space. Gene Ontology annotation, molecular function: electron transfer activity; heme binding.
AUAGCAUGAUACUGCUCGCAGUUUCAGUAAGGUUUCUUCAACUGCUUUCUUCUAAGGCUAUUUAAAAUGUUGAGAAAUAGUGAACCGCUAAAGUGGGCUACUUUUCAGCGCUUCUCACGACUUUAGGACAACGUGUGGAACGUAAUGGGAGACAUUAAGAAGGGGAAAAAGGUGUUUGUCCAGAAGUGUUCCCAGUGCCACACUGUGGAUGAGGGCGGACGACAUAAGGUGGGACCCAACCUGUGGGGUCUGUUUGGCAGGAAGACAGGACAGUCACCUGGUUACUCCUACACACAGGCUAACAUUAAAAAGGGCAUUGUGUGGGAGGAGGACACUCUGAUGGUGUAUCUACAGAACCCCAAGAAAUACAUCCCUGGCACCAAGAUGAUUUUCUCUGGCAUCAAGAAGAAGAGAGAGAGACAGGACAUAGUGGCCUAUUUAAAGGAUGCCACCUCCUAGUGGGCCACGCAAUCACACACACAUUUACAUUUAGUCGUUUUUUUAGCAGACGCUCUUAUCCAGAGCGACUUACAGUAAGUACAGGGAUAUUCCCACCGAAGCAAGUAGGGUGAAGUGCCUUGCCCAAGGACACAACAUCAUUUUGCACGGCUGGGAAUCGAACUGGCAACCUUCAGAUUACGAGCCCGACUGCCUCACACAUAACAUAUCUUAUAACACAGAAACACUCCUUAGACAAACUGGUACCUGGUAUUCCUCAGACAUGACUAACACACACGCACAUUCAUACAGACACUCACAUUUGGCUCACGAGAGGAUUCUCAACUCUUCCUUAUUUAUUCCUCUUUAAGGUAGUUUUGUACUAUUUGUUACAACCAUGUGUGCUUCUUUUGUGCUGGUAUGCUGUAAUUUUUACAUAUUUGUAAUUGUUUUUUG